Pocillopora meandrina is the source of this 4713-nucleotide messenger RNA. The record is from the annotation of a GenBank genome assembly. Lineage: Eukaryota; Metazoa; Cnidaria; Anthozoa; Scleractinia; Pocilloporidae.
UGGGAAGUGGAAUCUCAAAAAAAAAACUCAAACGCCGGCGACACCGACGAAGAAGAAAGGAAAAAGGACGGGUACCUGUUAAAAGCGUUAAGGAACACGAGGGGAGCGAUAAACGCGAUUUGUAUGAGCCAUGAUGGAACCACGAUCGUCACCGUUUCUGAAGACAAGACUGGUCGCCUUUGGGAUACAAAGACUGAAGAGUGUGUAGGAUUAUUACAUGGCCAUAAAAGUUAUAUCAUAAGCGUGUGUGUUUCGGAAAGGUAUAUAUUUACCAGUUCGGCCGACAAGACUGUUCGAAAGUGGAACUUAGAGAGCGGAGCGUGCAUUAAAACAUUUCUCGGCCACACUUCAAAUGUAAAUCGCGUAAUUUGCUCAGGGGACUUAGUGUUUUCAAGUUCUUACGACAAAACAGUGAAAUGCUGGCAUGCAGACACAGGUGAAUGCUUACGAACUUUCCGCGGGCACCGGUUUUCGGUGACGCCGCUGUUACUAGUGUCGGAUUCAAACCGUGGAGCGGCUUUCGCAGCAGAUUUGGAAAACAAUGAUGACAUUCUCAUUUCUGGUUCGGUCGAUGGAACAGCUAAGAGCUGGGGAAUGAAUUCAAACGAAUGCCUCGUUACUUACAAAGGACAUGGCGGAGCAGUGAACUGCUUAGCCGUGGAUGGUAAAGGAAAAACUUUAUUUACUGGUUCGGCCGAUUCGACGAUUCGUUCUUGGGAUCUUCUCACUGGAGCUCCCAUAAAGACUUUUCAGGGUCACCAAGGCGCUAUUAUACAGCUACAGGUACGCGAAUUAAGUGUGGAAUACGAUAAUUUAAUAAAUACCCAGUUAUUUUCCUAUAUAAUUCUUGUCCUUUUAAGAAUGAAUUGUGAAAUAGUUUACACUUACAAAUCAACGAAAAACUUCCUGAACUUGUUUAUGAAUGCAAUUUCAAAUUAUGAAUAAUAAUGCAGUUGAAGGAUCCAUUAGAAAUGACAAAGCCGUUUUAAGCCUAUAAUUUCUGAAAACAGUGAUCGUUUAAAUAACAUGUGUCGUUUACGAAUGCAUCUGGUUUACAAACUGGUUUCUUAAGCCGAUUUUUUUAUGCCGGCGGCUUUCUGAGAGCGCGGAAAUUAUCUGUUUUCUGAAAGCCUAUUUUUAACCCAAGCACCAACGGAGCUUUCCCUUUCUAUGUCAAUUUAUCGCUUCGUUGAAUUCUGUUGUGCUAUUACGAAGCAUUAAGAUUGUCGAAAUUACUUCUUCUUAGAGUAUUCACUAUCUUGGUUAAAAAAAGUACUUCACUUAAAAAUUUAUCUUGCGAUAAAAAUUGACACGAUGACAUCUCUCCGUCUACAUUUGAUCACACUCUGUGGUUUCUAAAUGCUGUCUAAAUGCAAUCGUCGACGACAAACAAAUUUUUCACAUGAUAGCUUGUUUUCUGUGUGUAUUUAUCGGCUUGGAUAUGCGAAUAAUAAGAAUCAAACAAAAAAGGGAAAAAGGAAAACAAAAGAAGCGCUGUAACCCCAUUAAAUUUGGGCUAUUUCUUAGUUUUCCUUCUUCUGCUUCAGGGGUGUUUUAUUUCAAUAAAUUAUAAUUAUUCCUGUAAAACCUUAGUCUUACGCGAAAUUCAAUGGCUUACAACUUAUUAUCGUUCCACUGUUGCCGAAUUGCCAUUGUGUUUAUUGACUUUUUUAAAAAUGUACAGUGCACGCUAAACGAAUUGGGUUUGUGGUAUCGCUUAGUUUGUUACAAGGAAUGAUAUGCGAGCCUUUCUUUAUUUUGCCUGAUUAAUUUGCGCUAAAAGGCUUGGUUGUCGUGGAAACAUUAGCAAUAUGCAUUCAAUUUCAUUACGCUUUUAUGUUGGUUUUGCAAGCUACUUGCAGACCUGUCUAUGAAUUAUUUGUGGUGACAAGUGUUAACACCGUUAGCUUAAAAGGAGAAUCUGCUUUGUCAAAGAAAGCCGACUUAUGAGAAAAAUGGUGUCGUCAUUUGCUUCAAUAAUUAUUUUCCUAAUUAGUGAGUUUGCCUCGAAAACUCCUACGUAGGACGCGCUGUUGGCGUUGUCGACAUUGUUUUUCGUUGAUUUGCCAUAAAACGGACCCUGAACACAGAAAAAUAACACUGAUAGACUGCAAUAUUAUAAACACGUGUAUACAAGCAUCCUUGCUGGAGGCCAUCUUUGCACUUCAUUUAACUUUGCAUGUAAGCGGGCUUUCAUAUAUCAGUUGCAAAACAAAUUUGAAACCAUCAACUCCACUUUGCUUUUUAUUGUUGUUGUCUGUAGCCUUCUGAUCAAAAUGGUCCAUUUUCAGUUCUUUAUUUUGAAUUCAGAUCGCAUCCAGUUCCAGAAAUAAUGUCAAAUUUUAAAUAUUAAUGACAUAACCUUUGAAGAGUGUGGGAGCAGAUGCAUGUAACAGCUUGCUAGCUUAAUACCCACACUUUGCCAUAAGCACAAAUCAGCUUUUAAAUGAGACAUUACUGUUACCAAAACUUCGCUUUGGUCACUGAGAAUUUACUACAAUACUGGUAUCGAAAUAAGGACUUUAAACUGUAGCAAUAAGAAUAUAGAAAUAAAUUUUUUAGCAAUCAGCUGUUAGUUUCAUUUAAAUAUUCAAAUGCAUCAAAUCUCCCAUCUUUUUAUCUUAAGACUGAUUUAGAGAAUACAGCAACAAAAUUCCAUAUUAUAGCAGAUUUAUUUUAAAAUCAGCUAAAUAAUGCCUUGUUUAUCUCUCAGCCUUCACCCUUUCACUCCCAGGUGUGACUAUAAAGUAAUUUCUCCUUACAGGAGCAGGCAAAAAGUUAGUUAGAAACAAAACAUCAACUUGGUUUACAUUCUUUUAAUACUUUUCAUAGAUUUAUUCUUUUCAAUUAUCAUUACUAUUGUGAUUAAUUUUCUUUUUCAUUUAUUUAUCUUUUCUUUUGUGUAUGGUAAUACCCAGAAAGAAACAAUACUCACAAUACUGUUAUGAGCUAAGUAUACUUGACCACAUUGAUAAAGGUUUCUUACUUACUUACUAAUAUUCAUGUAGGGAGAUACAUUAAACCUAAUUCUUAAUACUGCAUGAAAACAAGAUAAGAUCCAACAGUGAAGACUACUAGAAUGAUCAGCAGACUUUAUCGUUUUAGUACUUAGUCUGAGUGUACCAUAGAAGUAUUUUCUCAUUUACAUCUGAAGGUUGUCAACAAGCUGAUGUACUCCUGUAGUGCAGAUCAAACGGCAAAAUGCUGGGUGAUUGAAUUUGGUGACUGUACGCGGACGUACAAGGGACACAAACAUACAAUAAAGAAUCUACAAUUCUCCGAUGGCCUACGUAAGUUAAUAUGCAAGUUAUUUUCAUGUGCUUAGUAUGGCAUUUGCUGAGUUCAUAACUGAGAGGUAGUCUAUGCUCUUAUGAAUAAUUGAUUAAACUCAAGCAAAAUAACUUAGUUUAAAUGAUACUAUUUUGGCUUUGUUAAGGGAAAUGUGCAAAAAUCAUACUUUUCCUUAUAAAAUAUUAAAUUCUUAUAGAAGAAGGAGUGUGUUUAAGCUUUGCAUACCACCAAUAAUAGAAAUUGAACCAAUAAAAGCCAUGCAAUAGGUGCAGCACUUAAACAACUGACAUUUCAAGCCAGUGAUAUCCAAUUGGUUCUCACACAAGUGCUUAACAAACUGAGCAAGGAGGAAUACAACAAAAAACAACAACAAAAAUUAUGUAAUUAUAUAUUGGUUGAGCAUUCCUUUUUGAUGUUUGGCACAAAUAUUGGGUAAUCCUUGUGAAUUGUAAGAUAUGCAUGACCUACACAAUUAAAUGAAAAAAUUUCCACUCAUUCACUUGACUUCUACUGAGUGGAAUGGGGGGGGGAACAUAAUGGCCUAGGGAAGGGGAGUGGGGGGGAUAAGACAACUUAAGAUUACUGAGAAACCUGUAUUGUCCAAUCUCUCCCCAGUAAUUACCUGCAGUGGAGACAAGACCCUCAAAGUAUACGAGUCCAAAUCUGGCAUGUGUAAAAGAACAUUCAAUGCAGGUAUAGAAGCAGGACCAGUUAACUGUUUUGUGGUGAGUCAUUUUAAGUGUUAUUGUAUCCUAAUUCUAAGAUAAUCCUCCAUGAAGAAUAAAGAAUUAAUCUCAAUGAUGUCAUUGCAGAAAAGAAGCCUGGAAAUAUUCAGGCUUCCAUGGGAAUCCAACCCAUAAAUUCCAUAAAUUGUAUUUCACAGAUACUCUGAGUUCUCUGCUUGUUAUCUCAAGUACAGGUCAAUAUAAUUAUUAAAAAAAAACUACUUGAGAAUUUCAAACAUGUUUAACAUUAUGGAGACAUAAGACUCUGAAGUGUUAAGGUGUUCUAGCCAAGAUUGCCCAAUUAUUAAAUCAUCAUUAUGUACUGAAAACACUGGGUACCUGGUGGCAUCAUUUUGCUCCAUUUUAUCCAACUGUCCUUUUCCUUAUGCAAACAUAUGCUUGUUCUAAACUGAGAUGAUACUCUACAAAAGAAAAUGACCUUAAUCUUGAAGAUUAUUAAAAAAAAUAUUCAAAUUCAUUCACAAUAAAUUGAUUUUGAGUAAUCACUAAAAAGGAGAUAAUAUUGCUAUGUCCUUUCAUGUAUAAUGCUGUCCUUUAUGUUACUUUUCAGGCUACUAGGGGAAGGCUAUACAGUGGCUGUCAUGAUGGCAGCCUAAUAAUCUGGGAUGCCACAAAACUUAGAGAAGAUGAAGAUGACAUAUACCAAAAUUUCCAGGAAAAUGGUGUUAAAAAGUAA